AGUUACCAACCUCAAUUAACCAAAACACGUCAAGCACCUCAAGUAAGCAAAGCAUCUCAAGUAAGCAAAGCAUCUCAAGUAAGAAAAGCACCUCAAGUAAGCAAAGCACCUCAAGUAAGCAAAGCAUCUCAAGUAAGCAAAGCAUCUCAAGCAAGCAAAGCACCUCAAGUAAGCAAAGCACCUCAAGUAAGCAAAACAUCUCAAGUAAGCAAAGCAUCUCAAGUAAGCAAAGCACCUCAAGUAAGCAAAGAAUCUCAAGCAAGCAAAGCACCUCAAGUAAGCAAAGCACCUCAAGUAAGCAAAGCACCUCAAGUAAGCAAAGCACCGCAAGUAAUAAGCAAGAGGGUUGUGAAGGGGUAAAAUGGCAACUGGGACUAGCCUUAUUUUGGAUUGGGAAAAUGGGAUUUACUCACUGGGACUGGGAUUUAGCCACUGGGAAUGGGAUGAACAAUUAUAAAAUGGGAAUGGGAUUUCUUUUCUUCAGUGGUCUUUGCUCCAAUAGUUUGAAAUAGAAAAAUAAAAUUUCGUAGCAAUAGACCUUGCACUCCUCAGUAGAGACCAUGAAAUCAGUAUUUUUCGCCUUCGCGCCCGCGGUCUAGCUACCAGGCUUACACAGUUGCAUAGUUACGUUCUGUCAGUUUUCCUGGUCAGCGGACAAGUUCUGCAAGUUUGCAUAUGGCGGGAAGAUAUUGUGAAGGGAAGAUAAAAAUGGCUUUGGAAAAGGUUUCUCGCAAAAUGGUACUAGAAAUCAAGUACGUCAAUGCAAAUAACGCCGUUAUACACACCGAAAACUCUAAAGUUUUGUUGGAUUUAAACUGUAAACUGGUAACUGGGAUUCUGGCAAAAAUUAGCCUGGGAACUGGGAUUUGGGCCAAAUUUAGGCUGGGAACUGGGAUUUGGUACCCCCCUUCACGACCCUCAAGCAAAGCACCUCAAGCAAGCAAAGCACCUCAAGUAAGCAAAGCACCUCAAGUAAACAAAAAAGCACCUCAAGUAAGCAAAGCACCGCAAGUAAGCAAAGCAUCUCAAGUAAGCAAAGCACCUCAAGUAAGCAAAGCAUCUCAAGUAAGCAAAGCAUCUCAAGUAAGCAAAGCACCGCAAGUAAGCAAAGCAUCUCAAGUAAGCAAAGCACCUCAAGUAAGCAAAGCAUCUCAAGUAAGCAAAGCAUCUCAAGUAAGCAAAGCACCUCAAGUAAGCAAAGCAUCUCAAGUAAGCAAAGCACCUCAAGUAAGCAAAGCACCUCAAGUAAGCAAAGCACCGCAAGUAAACAAAGCACCGCAAGUAAGCAAAGAAUCUCAAGUAAGCAAAGCACCUCAAGUAAGCAAAGCAUCUCAAGUAAGCAAAGCACCUCAAGUAAACAAAGCACCGCAAGUAAGCAAAGCAUCUCAAGUAAGCAAAGCAUCUCAAGUAAACAAAGCACCUCAAGUAAGCAAAGAAUCUCAAGUAAGCAAAGCACCUCAAGUAAGCAAAGCACCGCAAGUAAACAAAGAAUCUCAAGUAAGCAAAGCACCUCAAGUAAACAAAAAAGCACCUCAAGUAAGCAAAGCACCGCAAGUAAGCAAAGAAUCUCAAGCAAGCAAAGCACCUCAAGUAAGCAAAGCACCGCAAGUAAGCAAAGCUUCUCAAGUAAGCAAAGCACCUCAAGUAAGCAAAGCAUCUCAAGUAAACAAAGCACCUCAAGUAAACAAAGCACCGCAAGUAAGCAAAGCAUCUCAAGUAAGCAAAGCAUCUCAAGUAAACAAAGCACCUCAAGUAAGCAAAGAAUCUCAAGCAAGCAAAGCA
Porites lobata is the source of this 1782-nucleotide messenger RNA. The record is from the annotation of a GenBank genome assembly. NCBI's taxonomy places the organism in Eukaryota, Metazoa, Cnidaria, Anthozoa, Scleractinia, Poritidae.